Acipenser ruthenus (sterlet) is the source of this 2963-nucleotide messenger RNA. RefSeq names its product interleukin-11-like. Gene Ontology annotation, molecular function: growth factor activity; cytokine activity. Bases 255 to 833 code for a protein of 192 amino acids. Gene Ontology annotation, biological process: positive regulation of cell population proliferation; positive regulation of MAPK cascade. The record is from RefSeq and is a predicted model, not a curated record. NCBI's taxonomy places the organism in Eukaryota, Metazoa, Chordata, Actinopteri, Acipenseriformes, Acipenseridae. Gene Ontology annotation, cellular component: cytoplasm. The transcript has 5 exons.
AUUUGUCAUGCUGCUCUCUGAGUAUAAAGGAAGUUGUGAACAUGCCUGUGCAUCUCAGCAAAGCUGCAAAAACGUGUCUGUCUGUGUGUGAGAGGAGCCCGCUCUGUAUCUCCACAUCUCUCUGUCUCUCUGUCUGUCUGUCCCACACUCUCUCCAUCUCUCCAUCUCCCUCUCUCCCUCUGUCUGUCUGACUGUCUCGCUGCAACCUGACUGGAAGAGCAAAUCACCUGGGAACAGAGAAUCGACCCUCAACCAUGAACAAUUUCUCUGCUCAGAUCCUAUUGGCUCUCUUCAGCUUGUUCUGUGACAUCACCAGCGUGGUCUCCGCCCCCCACCGUUACCGCGGCGACUUCAAAAGUCUUGUCAAUCAGGCGCAAACUCUGCUGACAGAGAGCAAACACCUGCUAAACCACAUGAAGUCCCACUCUGAUGCAGACGGGGAUCACAAGCUGGACUCUCUGCCGGUCCUGUCUGUCAGCGCCACCAACCUCUCAACAGCACAGGUGAAAUCGACUCUCUCCAAGCUCCUCUCAGACCUGUUCUCCUAUGAGAAGCAUUUUGAUUGGCUGCGCCGGGUGAGCGAGCGACCUCAUCACGGGCACCUCCCCAAAGUGGUAGGAGUCCUGACUCACAUCCGCAACAUGAUCGCCAGCCUACAACACCAGAUGAUACAGUUGAAUGUGCCGCGCCCGCCACCCCCCUCCCCCUCGCUGCCCCCCCCCCACCCCCCCGUGUGGGAGGCGGUCCAGACAGCGCACGCCAUCCUCAAGAGCUUCCGGCUCUUCUCUGACUGGUCAGUGCGGGCGCUGCUCUCGCUCAGUGACAGGCUCUGAUUGGACGGAGAGAGGGGGAGGACAAAUGGACGCAAUACUUGAAUCAGCAGGCUGAGUUAAAGAGAUCCCAACUGACAAAACAACAUCUCACCUGUCUGUUCUGCACCUCACACACACACAGGUCCCAAACGUGCAGUUUGGAAAGAAAUUCAUAGUUACAGCAGAACAUGGAAAUCUGUUACACCCACACUUCCAGGUCAGCAGUGUCUUGUGGGUCGCUAUCUGAAAGCGUGUCAGUCAAUAAGCAAAGCUGAAGAAGAAGCCAGUGAAGGGGACGGGGGACAAUUUCACCCUCCAGCUGCACACAGAGAUGUCACCACCCCAGUGUAGCAGUCUGGUUUGUGCACAGAGAUGUCAUCACCCCAGUGCAGCAGCCUGGUUUGUGCACAGAGAUGUCAUCACCCCAUUGUAGCAGCCUGGUUUGUGCACAGAAAUGUCAUCACACCAGUGUAGCAGCCUGGUUUGUGCACAGAGAUGUCACCACCCCAGUGUAGCAGCCUGGUUUGUGCACAGAGAUGUCAUCACCCCAGUGCAGCAGCCUGGUUUGUGCACACAGAGAUGUCAUCACCGCAGUGUAGCAGCCUGGUUUGUGCACACAGAGAUGUCAUCACCCCAGUGUAGCAGCCUGGUUUGUGCACAGAGAUGUCAUCACCGCAGUGUAGCAGUCUGGUUUGUGCACAGAGAUGUCACCACCCCAGUGCAGCAGCCUGGUUUGUGCACAGAGAUGUCAUCACCCCAGUGCAGCAGCCUGGUUUGUGCACAGAGAUGUCACCACCCCAGUGCAGCAGCCUGGUUUGUGCACAGAGAUGUCACCACCCCAGUGUAGCAGCCUGGUUUGUGCAUACAGAGAUGUCACCACCCCAGUGUAGCAGCCUGGUUUGUGCACAGAGAUGUCACCACCCCAGUGUAGCAGCCUGGUUUGUGCAUACAGAGAUGUCAUCACCGCAGUGUAGCAGUCUGGUUUGUGCACACAGAGAUGUCAUCACCCCAGUGUAGCAGCCUGGUUUGUGCACACAGAGAUGUCACCACACCAGUGUAGCAGCCUGGUUUGUGCACAGAGAUGUCAUCACCCCAGUGCAGCAGCCUGGUUUGUGCACAGAGAUGUCAUCACCCCAGUGCAGCAGCCUGGUUUGUGCACAGAGAUGUCAUCACCCCAGUGCAGCAGCCUGGUUUGUGCACAGAGAUGUCAUCACCCCAGUGUAGCAGCCUGGUUUGUGCACAGAGAUGUCACCACACCAGUGUAGCAGCCUGGUUUGUGCACAGAGAUGUCAUCACCCCAGUGUAGCAGCCUGGUUUGUGCACACAGAGAUGUCAUCACCCCAGUGCAGCAGCCUGGUUUGUGCACAGAGAUGUCAUCACCGCAGUGUAGCAGUCUGGUUUGUGCACAGAGAUGUCACCACCCCAGUGUAGCAGCCUGGUUUGUGCACACAGAGAUGUCAUCACCCCAGUGUAGCAGCCUGGUUUGUGCAUACAGAGAUGUCAUCACCGCAGUGUAGCAGUCUGGUUUGUGCACAGAGAUGUCACCACCCCAGUGUAGCAGCCUGGUUUGUGCACAGAGAUGUCAUCACCCCAGUGUAGCAGCAGACAUCAUGCUGUACAGGAGAGCCAUGCCUUGCUGUAACUCUGUGUUUCUUUCCAUGUAGAAGGACUGUCUAGAGGAAGUGUGAUGUAUCUGAAAGCCCGUGUAGUAGCUGGGUAUAAACAGAUAUCAAAUGAAAUGACAUAUUUUUGCUCUAACUAUGUGCUUCUUUCCAAACUGCAACUGUGAGAUUCAGGGGCUGCUCUCUCCUCCCUCUCACAGCGUUGACCGACACACUUUGUCAAAGAUUUCUUCAUUCUCUUUGAAAAUCUUUAUUUUAUAACAAACCUGCACUUCCGUUUUGUACCACAAGUAGGCACCACCGUUGUGUAUCUCUCUCGUCAGCUGACACGGGACCAGUAUAACAAACCAGUUUAACCACUAAGGCCACUGGUUUACCAUUCAGCGAGAUUACUUAUUUAUUCCAAUUGUGUCUGGAAGACAGAUUGUCUUUGUAAGUUAUUUAUUUAUUUAUUUAUUUCAUUAUUAUUAUUAUUAUUAUUAUUAUUAUUAUUAUUAUUAUUAUUAUUAUGAUGAUGAUGAAUAUUAAA